AUGGGUCUUGUGCUUAGCGUGCUUAGCAUUCUCUUCUACUACGUGGCAAGGAUACGUAGAGCCAUUCAUUGCCGUGAUACUGUCCCUGCGAAGGAAAUUCAGCUUGCUUCCGCAAUAGCAUCGACCCAGCUUCAUGACGGGUCGACAGGCAAGGAGUUUCUUCCAGCUUCAUCUUCGGUUGCAAUAAGCGAAGCAGAUCAAGACGCACUGUGCCUUAUCCACGAGGAGCUUACAGUCAUACCUGCUACACCCAGUAGAGAUGCUUUCUUCCAUGUCCCCAACGAACUGGUCCUCGCAAUUGCUGAGUUACUGCCAGACAGCGACCUUAUGAUCAAUUCCACUUCACUAGUCGAGCUGACUUUAGUCACACCGGGUCUCGCUUCCCCUCCCUGGUCCCUUAUCCUGGAGCGACUCGCGAUCCCUACCCUCCGCAUCCUACGAAUCGAGGGUGAACUUACUCACCUUGCCCUCGAUCGUUUCUUGCAGCGCCAUCGCGGACUAGAGGAACUUCAUAUAGGAUAUCAUUCAGAUUACGGCCGUGUAGCCCGUCGACGAACCCCUCCUUCAGAUCUAUCUCAUCUGCGGGUUCUCGCAGCGCCGACCAUGUACCUUCUCCACAUACUAGGCGACGAGCGCACGAGCGCCGCCACUCUGGAGAGAUUGACGAUUCUCCCUAGUCUCCACUGUGAGAAGACCGCCGAGUUCGUUUGCAGCCUCUCCAAGGUGCUCACGCUCGUCUCCGAGCUUGAGGAGCUGUACUGGCUCAAUUGCACGUUUCCUCCUUUCAUGGCAGCGGGCGUUGACGAAAUACCGAACGGUAUCAUCGGACUUCCGCUAUCGGAUGUUCUACUUCCUAACGUGAAGUACGUUGUGUUGGAACAAGCAUCGAGCGAGAAUAAACGGGAUUCCUUCAGUGCGUUGCUCUUGAGUCAGUUACCCGGCUGGUUGCGGCAAUUUCCCAUUCUAUCGAACUUGCAGCUGUGGGAGGACGCUGUUGUUGACCGCACAGACGACAUGGCACGUCUUUGCACUACCUGUGCCGCUUUAUCUGAUGUCUGGAUGUAUUCCGGUGGAAGGGAACUGAGCUGGGACUCCACCUCAGCGGUAGUCUCACACGGCAAGUUACUUUGUUCUGUUUCGAAUUGA
Messenger RNA from Laetiporus sulphureus 93-53, 1146 nucleotides. RefSeq lists its product as uncharacterized. The record is from RefSeq and is a predicted model, not a curated record. Lineage: Eukaryota; Fungi; Basidiomycota; Agaricomycetes; Polyporales; Laetiporaceae. The transcript is spliced from 6 exons. The coding region runs from base 1 to 1146 and encodes 381 amino acids.